AUGCCGGACAGGAAAAAUCUGUAUCGGGGUCUUCUGUUUUUCACAGUUAACCUGAUAGCAAUUGUGAUCCUUGUUCGAGGAAAGUGUGGUCUAUCCAAGUGCAUCACAUGCUACCUGGUAGCCAUGGCAGUGGCAGAUCUAACAGUGGUUAUCGUCGAUGUGAUAUUCCAUCGGAUUAAUUACAUGUAUUGGCUAAUUAGAUUCCUUUCCUUGACUCCAGUAUGUACUGUCAAUCUUGUUGCAUACAUAGUAGCUGUAGAUUGUUCGGUCUGGUUUACUGUUGCCUUCACAUUUGAUCGCUAUGUAAUGAUUUGCUGUCAGAAGAUACAAUCAAAAUAUUGCACACAGAAAACAGCUGGCGUGGUUAUCGCCAUUAUAUGUGUGAUGAGCUGUUUCAGGAGUAUCCCAUUCUACUAUUUUAUCGAGCCGGCUUUUAUCAUUGACAGCGUGCCAUGGCAUUGUUUUCCACGCAUGGAUGAUUUCAUUUCUACUUUUCGGAAGGUAUAUGAGUGGAUUGAUACCAUCAUUACCCCUUUAUUGCCAAUUGUGUUAAUCCUGUUGUUCAAUGCUUUGACCAUCAGACACAUUAUUGUGGCUAACAGAUCCCGCACAGGCCUUCUGAGUAACAGCAGCAACCAGAACUGUCCUGAAGGGAAGAAUCGGAGAACAUCCAUGGUUUUGCUUUUCAGUAUUUCUGCCAAUUUCGUAUUACUGUGGAUGACGUAUGUUGUACAUUCGGUAAACUGGCCAGUGAUAAACUACUAUUACACAGACAAAUACCUCAGUAAUCCGAUGUACAUCACCCAACAAGUUGGAUUUAUGCUGCAGCUUCUGGGUUCCUGCACAAACACGUGUAUCUAUGGAAUUGCGCAGAAAAAGUUCAGAGAGGAGCUGAAGCAUUUGGCAAAAUGUUUGUUUACUCUGAAUGGGAAAUUGUGUCAAUAA
This is a messenger RNA of Chiloscyllium plagiosum (whitespotted bambooshark), 945 nucleotides long. Its product is annotated as putative G protein-coupled receptor 139. Gene Ontology annotation, biological process: G protein-coupled receptor signaling pathway. Lineage: Eukaryota; Metazoa; Chordata; Chondrichthyes; Orectolobiformes; Hemiscylliidae. Gene Ontology annotation, cellular component: plasma membrane. Gene Ontology annotation, molecular function: G protein-coupled receptor activity. The record is from RefSeq and is a predicted model, not a curated record.